This is a messenger RNA of Tupaia belangeri chinensis (Chinese tree shrew), 1771 nucleotides long. It is a transcript of the gene TRIT1, whose product is annotated as tRNA isopentenyltransferase 1. Gene Ontology annotation, biological process: tRNA modification. The transcript has 12 exons. Gene Ontology annotation, molecular function: tRNA dimethylallyltransferase activity; ATP binding. The coding region runs from base 1 to 1458 and encodes 485 amino acids. Lineage: Eukaryota; Metazoa; Chordata; Mammalia; Scandentia; Tupaiidae. Gene Ontology annotation, cellular component: mitochondrion. The record is from RefSeq and is a predicted model, not a curated record.
AUGACACUCUCGAGAGCAGGCUACCAGGGAGCCGUGGAGUUGGCCCUCUCACACCUGUCUGUGAAGGCAGUGACUCUCAGCCCUGAGUCCGAACAGCUGAAGAACCUGCCCCGUCCCAAGACACUGCCUCUUGUAGUGAUUCUCGGGGCCACCGGCACCGGCAAGUCCACGCUGGCGUUGCAGCUAGGCCAGAAACUCGGUGGCGAGAUCGUCAGCGCUGACUCCAUGCAGGUCUAUGAAGGCCUAGACAUCAUCACCAACAAGGUGUCCGCCCAGGAGCAGAAGAUCUGCCAACACCAUAUGAUCAGCUUUGUGGAUCCUCUUGUGACCAAUUACACAGUGGUAGACUUCAGGAACAAAGCGACUGCUCUGAUUGAAGAUAUAUUUGCCCGAAACAAGAUUCCUAUUGUUGUGGGAGGAACCAAUUAUUAUAUUGAGUCUCUGCUCUGGAAAGUUCUUGUCAGUACCAAGCCCCAGGAGAUGGGCACUGAGAAAGUGACUGACCGGAAAGAAGAGCUGGAAAAGGAGGAUGGCCAUGUACUGCACAAACGCCUGAGCCAGGUGGACCCGGAAAUGGCCGCCAAGCUGCACCCACAUGAUAAGCGCAAAGUGGCCAGGAGCUUGCAAGUGUUUGAAGAAACGGGAAUCUGUCAUAGCGAAUUUCUUCGUCGUCAACAUGCAGAGGAAGGUGGGGGGCCCCUGGGAGGCCCUCUGAAGUUCCCUAACCCUUGCAUCCUCUGGCUUCAUGCUGACCAGACAGUUCUAGAUGAGCGCCUGGACAAGAGAGUGGAUGACAUGCUGGCUGCUGGGCUCUUGGAUGAACUCAGAGAUUUUCACAGACGCUAUAAUCAGAGGAAUGUUUCAGAAGAGAGCCAGGACUAUCAGCAUGGUAUCUUCCAGUCAAUUGGCUUCAAGGAAUUUCACGAGUACCUGAUCACUGAGGGACAGUGCACACCAGAGACUAGUAACCAGCUUCUAAAGAAAGGUAUUGAGGCACUGAAACAGGUCACUAAGAGAUAUGCCCGGAAGCAAAACCGAUGGGUCAAAAACCGGUUUUUGAGCAGACCUGGUCCCAAUGUGCCUCCUGUGUAUGGCUUAGAGGUGUCAGAUAUCUCAAAGUGGAAGGAGUCCGUCCUUGAACCUGCUCUUGACAUCGUGCAGAGUUUCAUCCAGGGCCACAAGCCUACAGCCGCUCCCAUGAAGAUGCCAUACAAUGCCACUGAGAACAAGAGAAGUUACCACAUGUGUGACCUCUGUGAUCGAGUCAUCAUUGGGGACCGUGAAUGGGCUGCACAUAUAAGAUCCAAAUCCCACUUGCACCAACUGAAGAAAAGAAGAUUGGAUUCAGAUGCUGUUCCUACCAUAGAAAAUCAGAGUAUUUCCCCAGACCGUGACAAAGAAUUUAAAGAGAAGGGAUCCCAAGGGCAGAAUGAUCAAGAACUGAAAUUCAGCAUUUAAAUCGCAUGCCCGGUGGCACUUGCGGAGGUGGCAGGAAUCCAUGUCAGGAGAGAGGGAGAUGACAGUCUCUUAGGCCAGGCUGCGGGGAGCUCCCACUGUUUUCUUUCACUCGGAGGUUUGGUCUUAAAGCCUCCUGUUCUCAGAAAUGGAAACAGCAGGUCUUGUCAGCUCCUUGUGUAGCUGAUGUGUCUGGUAUUUUUGUAUUAAUAGUUUAGGAAGGGAUUGUUUUGUUUUUAAUUGCUACAGGACACGUGCACUCACCAAAGAGAGAGAGAAAGCAUCCUGCCAGUGAGGCAUGGUCACACCACAAUCU